AUGGCGUCGGGGUUCUACGGCUGGCUGUGGCUCUAUGAGCGGCAGUGUGCUUGGGAUCGAGUCAUGGCCGGCGGCCAGGGGGUUUCGACGAUGCGACAGGUGGUCCUAAACAAGGGUUGCUUCCAAAACAAUUUAGGCAGCGGGUUUUACAGGCUAUUUUCUGAUAGGCUUGGAUUGCUAAUGGGAUUAUGGUUGAAAGCAAGCCUGUUGGAUGGGUCUAACGGGCUUUCUUCGUGGAAUAACACCCGAUACAAAUGUUGUAACUGGCAAGACGUAAAGUGUGAUAAAGCGACUGGGCAUGUUAUCGGGCUUGAUCUCAGAAAUCGAGUUCUAGAUAAUUAUGGGGACCCGAGCUCUGAUAGCAUGUUACAAAGUGAAACACUUGAUUCUUCCUUGCUUGAAAUGAAGCAUUUCAAGUACAUUGACUUGAGUGGGAAUAAUUUCAAGGACAGCUCGAUUCCAUCAUUCCUAGGAUCAUUAAACAAACUGCAAUAUCUCAAUCUCUCAAAUGCAGGCUUUGGAUGUGUUAUCCCUCACCAGCUCGGCAACCUCUCAACCUUGUGUUCACUUAAUCUUGGUGGACUGUUAUCUUCUCUAAGAGUCGACAAUUUCAUAUGGGCUGCUAAUCUUUCAUUGCUGGAGUCCCUUGAUAUGUGUCAUGUCAACCUUAGCACCACAAAUGAUCACCUUGCGACGUUUCCUAAACAACUUGGUGAACUGAAGCAGCUAAAGGAGUUAGAUUUGUCUGAUAACAAGUUGACUGGUCCAUUCCCAAUAAAUUUAUCAAGAUGCUGGAGCCACAACAUGGAGAACCUAGAGUUGUGGAGUAAUAAUUUUUACGGGCAGUUGCUUGAAGAACUUGGCAAACUGAAGCAGUUAAAAUGGUUAGAUUUGUCUAGUAACAAGUUGUCUGGUCCAAUUCCAACUAUUGUGGGGCAACUUUCCGAUUUGGAGUGGAUUGACAUAUAUGGUAAUACCUUUGAAGGUACGCUCAUAGAGGCCCACUUUGAGAAGCUAUUCAAACUUAAAGGAUUUAGGACUGGGUCUAACAUGUUAACAUUCAAAGUGGGAGAUGAUUGGACCCCUCAUUUUCAACUAAAAUCCCUUUAUAUGUCAUCCACUGAUAUCGGAGGCCAAUUUCCACAGUGGCUUUAA
Messenger RNA from Striga hermonthica, 1155 nucleotides. Lineage: Eukaryota; Viridiplantae; Streptophyta; Magnoliopsida; Lamiales; Orobanchaceae. The record is from the annotation of a GenBank genome assembly.